CAAUUUAUACGCUUUUAACACGUCGUAACAAUAAACGCUGAUUGCCGCCGUGCAUCCUUGUAAUUUUGUUCUUUGCUCGUCCUUACGUAUUCUAAAGCGCCGCUUCGCCGUGAACAAGAAAAUGAAGGCGACCGUCUUCUUGUCACUCUCGCUGAUUGUGCUCAGCGCUAAGGCUUGGCCAAUGGUGAAGAAGUCUUUCGACCUUUUUGCCAAUGAAGCUUUCAAUAACAUUCAUGUAAUUUCAGAUUGUAUGCAUGUGACAUCCGAACCCGGCGAAUAUGUCUUUAAAAAGGUACCACAUUUGGUGGCCAACACAAAGGAGACGCCACUGGUGGAAGCUGCCAUAGAAGAGUCGACGUCGGAGGUAUGUGGCCUCUAUGUGAUUGGCGAGCCCGACACGAUUGUUGAAAUAACAAUGAAGCACUACGAUGUCAAUUGUGCGACCGGCGGUCUAAUGGCUUUUGUCGAUGGCUGGGAGUUGAAUGGUGAAUAUUUUCCGGGCAUUAAGGAUCAUCAUCGCGAGUUAGAAGAGCGUGUCAUCGAGUUUUGCAACAAUUAUAAACAAUGGCCACGUGUUGCAAAUAAGAAAUUCUUCCGUUCGAGUCAAAAUGCAGCGCUGCUGCAGUAUCGCAUACCAUUCCGCGGCUCCUUCAUUGCACACGUUCGCUUCCACAAGAUAACACAGCCUUGCAACGUGCUGGCGCAAGACACGGCCGCCAUCUUCAAUAUGGCUAAUUUCGGUAAGCAACGCAACUGCACGCUCUCAGCACUUUUCCCAGCCGCAGUGUCAGUGGCCAGUUUGAAAAUCGGCGGCAAGAAUAUGCGUGGCGAGAAAGUUAAUUAUGACUGUGGCAUGUAUGAGGAUCGCUUGGAGGUCGGUGGCUCUUCCGGACUGGACGCGUAUGCAAUGGAGAAGGCUUCAGAUGUUUGCGGCUACUCAGAUCAGCAAGGUCCCGAGCAGGCAAUCUUCUGCGGUGUAACCACGGUGCGUUUGAUCUCCACUGGCCGAUAUCAGAACCAUGCAGCCGUAAUGCUACGCAAAGCCGACGAAACCGAUCUCGACAUCGCCACACUCGUCUGUGCGCUAUAAAUCUCAAAGAAAAUGGGAAAAUCAGUUACAAAGUAAAGAUUUUGCGGGAAAUAAUUACGACCAGCUUUUUAAGUAAUAGAAUGUGACACUCAAUUAUACAUACAUAUAUAUAACACAUAAUAAGCUUGCCUGUAUGAUUAGGGUAUUUGUUGAGCUCUGUCUACAGAAAAAAUGAAAACAAAAAAUUCAAAAAUUAAAACACAAUAAUGAAAUAAAUUAUCGAAUCAGUUAAGAUAAGUUAUUUGCUCGAAAUUUGAAAUUGUUUACACAUCUUAGUACUUUGUACUUACAAAAUAUUGUACAUAUGCAUACCUACUUUCGAAAGCCUCAAUUUGUUAAUGUAUAUUUCAUAAUUGUGUGUAGUAACCGUGUUCCCAGCUUGCUUCCAAAAAUUGGAGACUUUCAUCGCCUGUAUAUUACAUAUAUACUUGUACGUACUUGAAUGUAAUGUUAGUAAAAAAAUAUUCAUAGUAAAGCAAGAAGAAAAAUGCAAUUAAAUAUAAAUAAAAGACUUAAUUCA
Messenger RNA from Bactrocera dorsalis (oriental fruit fly), 1610 nucleotides. Its product is annotated as corticotropin-releasing factor-binding protein. Gene Ontology annotation, biological process: negative regulation of corticotropin-releasing hormone receptor activity; negative regulation of corticotropin secretion; hormone-mediated signaling pathway. Gene Ontology annotation, molecular function: corticotropin-releasing hormone binding. The transcript has 8 exons. The record is from RefSeq and is a predicted model, not a curated record. The coding region runs from base 122 to 1090 and encodes 322 amino acids. NCBI's taxonomy places the organism in Eukaryota, Metazoa, Arthropoda, Insecta, Diptera, Tephritidae.